AUGGAGCGCUCCAGAUUUUCCACCACUGACGCUAGUGAAUUCGUAAAACAGCAGCAAAGCAAGAACACAGCAGAAGCAACAAAGUUUUCAGUAAAAGUCGUGCGAGAGUUUUGUGGAGAAAGGGGAAUGGCAAAGGACUUUCAAACGUACGAAGUGCCAGCAAUGGCCAAUCUAUUGAAAGACUUUUUCUCGAAUGUCAGAAAUCAAGGCGGUAAAACUUACAGCAAAAGUACGCUCUGUGCCAUCCGUCAAGGUAUUCGACGAUACUUACAGGAGCCUCCGCAUGAGAGGAGCAUCGACAUAAUUUCUGAUCCCAGGUUUAAGAGUGCAAAUCACGCUUUUAACAGUAUGCUGAAGAAGGCUAGGCAGGAAGGAAAAGGCCAGGUACAGCACAAACGACACAUACCUGCAGGUAACUAUCGGCACAUAUUUUCGCAGUUUCAUAUAUUCGUUGUCAUAAGAUAUGUUCGAAAGAAGACCAGUGAGCAAACGAAAAAUCACACCGGUAUUACCAACGAAGAUGAGGGUGACGGUGCGAGAAUGUAUGCGACAGGCACUAAAAUGUGCCCUGUAAGCAGUUUCGAGAAAUACAUAGCCAAACGCAAUCCUGACUGCGAUGCUUUAUUGCAGUAUUCCUGUGGCUCUUAUUUAGAAUCUGAUGAUUGCUGGUUCGAGAGAAAACCUCUGGGAAAGAAUUCCAUUGGCCAAUUUAUGGUGAAACUCUCAAAAGAGGCAGAACUUUCUGACACCUACACAAACCACUGUGUGCGCGCAACGACAAUAACUGUCCUGAAUGAUGUCGGUUUCAAAGACAGGGAUAUUGUUUCUGUGUCUGGGCAUCGGAACGAGAAAUCACUUGCAAGCUAUGUUGCUGACACAAGAGUGGACACCAAGCGCAACAUGUCGGAUGCUUUGAGCACUAUCACCAACAACCUGGAUGCUGUUGUUCCAGCGAAGCCGACUUCUACCUGUAGUCAUGCACCAGUGAAUCCAUGUGCCGGGCCAUCCGUCAUUCAGGAUGAGUCAUGUAUAAACUUUUUGGACUACAAGCUGCACACCCAGAACCAGCAAAUCCAAAAUUCAAUGAGUGCUCCAUACUUCAAUUUCAAUAACUGCGUUGUCAAUAUGUACAACAAGUGACUGUUCUAAAUAACGUAUUGAUGUUGACGCUUUCAAUGUUUAUUCCAAUGUUUAUUCUUUAUUCCAAUGUUUUCCAAUACUUUUAUUCCAAUACUUUUAUUCCAAUGUUUAUUCCAGUUGCAAUGUGUUACGUUAGUGUUUUAAUAAAAAUUGAAAUUGUUCGUUUAAACUUUGUCUUAUUCACUUCAU
Messenger RNA from Priapulus caudatus, 1329 nucleotides. RefSeq lists its product as uncharacterized. Gene Ontology annotation, biological process: DNA recombination; DNA integration. The record is from RefSeq and is a predicted model, not a curated record. NCBI's taxonomy places the organism in Eukaryota, Metazoa, Priapulida, Priapulimorpha, Priapulimorphida, Priapulidae. The transcript has 2 exons. Gene Ontology annotation, molecular function: DNA binding. Bases 1 to 1140 code for a protein of 379 amino acids.